Molecule: messenger RNA, 1089 nt
Organism: Culex quinquefasciatus (southern house mosquito)
Lineage: Eukaryota; Metazoa; Arthropoda; Insecta; Diptera; Culicidae
Product: leucine-rich repeat-containing protein 40
Exons: 2
Coding region: 79-852 (257 amino acids)
Source: RefSeq, a predicted model, not a curated record
GUCAACAACUGGGCGCGCUUUUUUGCGCGACUUGUCGAUCACUCCACUCAGUUCAGCCGAGGUGUCUAGACCAGCACGAUGGGCGCUCAGCUUAGAAUUGCAUCGAUCCUGCUACUCUCCCUGGUGGUCCUCAGCAGUGCCCGUUACGAGCGUUACGUCUGUCAGGUGGUCGAGGAUGAUUGGUGCACGCUGCAGAAGAUCUACAUAACCUCCCGGACCGACCUGCGCGGUAUCCGCUUCCCCGACGAUCAAUACGAGAAGCUCCGCAUCGGUCAGCACUACGACUUUGCCGACACGGACAGCGUAAUCAGUGUGUUCUCCGGUGGCCUGUUCCGACGGAUGAGCCGCGUGCGGUACCUCCGCAUGAACGCCGUCCGAAUGCAGGGUCUGGACAUGCCCGACACCGUCCUGGAGCUGGACGUGUCCAACAACUGGAUAAGCAGGAUCUACAUCAACCCGGACCGAAGCUACAGCCUGCGGAAGCUGAAGAUGCGAAACAACCUGGUGACCAGCGUCGCCAGCUUCAAGUACCUCAACCAGCUCGAAGAGCUGGACAUGGCCGAAAAUCUGAUCCACCUGCUGAACUUUGAACUGUUCUCGUUCAUGCCGUACGCGCGAAACCUGAACUUUGCCCACAACCGGCUGCUCGAGGUUCGGCCCGGCGAUUCCGACCUUAUCCUGUACUACCUGGAGCGGUUGGACCUGGCCGGCAAUCAGUUGAGGGAGAUCGAUCUGCAACGGUGGACGUUCCCGUCGCUGCGCAUGUUAAACGUGACCGGGAAUCCGAUCCAGCGGUUGGACUACUUUGAGCUUCAGCGAGCGUUUCCCCGGCUUUGGCGGGUGACAUAUUGAAGAGGUGGAGAGGGUUGGUGACAACAUUGUUGAACAGUGUAAUAUUUUUUCCAGGAAUUUGAGAUUCGUUCUAGUGAUAGUGAUUCGAGCGUAGUGGCGUGAUCAAGCCGUUUGGUCGACGAAGCAUAUGUUGACACAAAUAUUCUAGUGCAAUUGAUGGUACUUUAGUGAUUCGUAAUGAAUAAUAUUUGACAAAUAACUGUUUUUAUGACCUUUUAUUGGAAAGUUUAAAAGAAA